CUGGGUGUUUCCUUCCCUCCACAUCCGAACGCUACGAUUUCCCUCCCACCAUCCCCCGUUCGCCUCGCUCGUCGACCUCGCCCUAUUUAACCCUCGACCAAACCCUCCUCCUCUCCCUGCUCGAUCCACCGCAAAAACCCCUCCCUUCCACCGACAGACUUUGUAUUCUGGUUUUGAUCGCUUGAUUUUGGGCCGAUGUCAAGCAGCCGGGUAGCCGGGACGCGCCCGGCGGCGGCACCGCCGCCGCCGCCAGGGCAGAUCUCGCAACCUUAUCUUCCAUUUGCGUCGUCGAGGCCCCCGUUUCUUUCCCCGGAUGAGUACCACCGGUUUUCGGUCCCCCACGGUCGGCGUAGCGCUGGCGAGGAGAUGAAUGAUGCCCUGCUUAUCAGGACUCCUUUAAAACGAAAACGCAAAAAAGAAGACAAUGAAACUUCAGAGACAAGUGAAAGUGUUACUAAUUCUGGCUAUUCUGAACAAGUAAAUAAUCCUCUUCUCACACCAGUAUCUGGCAAGGGAACAAAGACAAAUGGAAGAUCCAAUGCUUCAAAAUACAAUAAGUCUAGUCCUCAAACUCCUAUGUCAAAUGGCGGCUCACCUUCAAACAAUGCACUCACUCCUGUUAAUACUUGUCGUUAUGACAGUUCGCUCGGACUCCUGACCAAAAAGUUUAUAAAUUUGCUUACACAUGAACAGGAUGGCAUCCUUGAUUUGAACAAUGCUGCACAGAUCCUUGAGGUGCAAAAGCGGCGUAUUUAUGAUAUUACAAAUGUCCUUGAAGGAAUUGGAUUUAUAGAAAAGAAACUCAAGAACAAAAUUCACUGGAAGGGACAAGAUGACACAAGACUAGGGGAAACUAAUAAUGACAUUUCCAUGCUACAGGAAGAAUUCAGAAAACUUUCCUUGCACGAGCAAAGCUUAGAUGAUUCUAUCAGCCAAAUGCAGGAAAGAUUGAGAGAAUUUACUAACAAUGAAAACAAUCAAAAGAGGCUCUAUGUGACUGAAGAUGACAUCAAAACUCAAAAGUGCUUUCAGAAUGAGACACUAAUAGCAAUAAAAGCACCUCAUGGUACAACUUUGGAAGUUCCAAGCCCAGAUGAGGCUGGUGAAUAUCCACAGAGGAGGUACCGGAUUGUUCUAAGAAGCACAAUGGGCCCAAUAGAUGUUUACCUUGUAAGUCAAUUUGAGAAGUUUGAGACAGUCAAUGGUGCUGAGACACCUCUGAGUCUCCCUUUAGGGAACUCCAGAGAAAAUUCAAGAGCAAUUGGAAACAACAUGGUGGCUGUUGCCACUGAUGAGAAUAGGGAAGAGCAGUUGCAGCUGAACAACCACGACAGUCAGAGGAUGUGUCCUGACACAUGUUCCCCACUGGAUUUCAGUGGUGGUGUGAUUAGGAUAGAUCCUUCAGAUACUGAUAUGGAUGCUGAUUACUAUCUUUUAUCAGAUUUGGGAUUUAGCCUUACAGAUUUGUGGGAAACACCAACUGAGGAACAACAGAGCGGAGUCAGUGCAUUUACUACAGACGGCAUGGUUUCAAAUAAUGGAAGCGCCGCUCAUCCGCCAUCAGUUACCAAUGUUAUUGCUACUUCCCUAGAUCAAAGUUGUGCUCCAAGGUGAAGUCUGGACAGGCAAAAGUAAUCUUCAAAUGGAAGAUUUUUUUUUUCACUUUUCUGUGGGGAAAUUUCGUCCCAUGAACAUUCUCAAAAUCACCACCAAAGAAAAGUUUUCGAAGUUUAAAGGUGAGGUUUGCCAGAAGGAAGUGCUGCAGCCAAUAUCUAGCCUUAAAUUAUAAAACUGAAGUUUAUGCAUGAGAUUGCUCGCUUGCCUUCAGUUGCUUGAAAAAUGGGACUCCAAAAUGACUCAUCUCAAACAGAGUUUGCUCAAAUGCAUUGAAAUGUCCAUUACGAGCUAUCAGCAGGGCUCCCAGCUUAUCUUUCUACUCGCUUGUUGUACUUCUAAAGGCCAUAGUCAUUUGCAAAGACCAGCUUUUAUGUCUGCUAGUUUUCAUUUUUGUUUCAUCUUCUCUGGUUGGAAUAAAAGCCUAAAAACUUUUCCAAUACAUUA
Messenger RNA from Zingiber officinale, 2061 nucleotides. RefSeq names its product transcription factor E2FA-like. The record is from RefSeq and is a predicted model, not a curated record. Gene Ontology annotation, molecular function: RNA polymerase II cis-regulatory region sequence-specific DNA binding; protein dimerization activity; DNA-binding transcription factor activity, RNA polymerase II-specific. The coding region runs from base 196 to 1614 and encodes 472 amino acids. Gene Ontology annotation, cellular component: RNA polymerase II transcription regulator complex. NCBI's taxonomy places the organism in Eukaryota, Viridiplantae, Streptophyta, Magnoliopsida, Zingiberales, Zingiberaceae. Gene Ontology annotation, biological process: regulation of transcription by RNA polymerase II. The transcript is spliced from 14 exons.